CUCCCAAGCUGGUCAACUCGAGAACUUGCAGCUAUCUACCUUUGUUGUUUUCAUCAGAACACAAUCGAUUUUGCACCUGGAUCCAUAAAUCAAGCCAUGGCAAUCUGUCUUACGUUCGGAACGCAGGAAUUUACCUCGAUGCUCGAGGAGUAUCGAGACGUCAGAGCAUAUUGCUAUAACUGCCAACACUGGAACGGCAUUUGCGUUAGCAGAUGGCCCUGGUUUACUGUUUGCUUUGUUCCUGUGCUCCCAUUGUCGAUCCACAAAUACCGAGAAGUCACAUGCCAGACCUGCCGGUUCACUCAGGACCUGAGAGAUCGCCCUGAUAUCACACCAAGUACGAGGCCACCCCCGGGAUAUGUAUCUGGAAUUGCUCCCCAGCCACCGCCCCAGGCUCAUGGUGGAUACCAACCUCCUGCACCUCCACAAGAGGGCCAAGGAGGCUAUUCCUAUAAAUGAUAAUGAUGCUUUGCUACGAUAAGUCAUGUGUUUCGGUACUAGGAUGCAGAAUACGAUUCAAAUUCUUUAAAACACUAGCUUCCAUUCAUUAAGAUAGUAAGAUCUGAUGUGAGCGAUA
Molecule: messenger RNA, 577 nt
Organism: Penicilliopsis zonata CBS 506.65
Lineage: Eukaryota; Fungi; Ascomycota; Eurotiomycetes; Eurotiales; Aspergillaceae
Exons: 7
Coding region: 97-459 (120 amino acids)
Source: RefSeq, a predicted model, not a curated record